Acanthosepion pharaonis is the source of this 870-nucleotide messenger RNA. The record is from the annotation of a GenBank genome assembly. Lineage: Eukaryota; Metazoa; Mollusca; Cephalopoda; Sepiida; Sepiidae.
AUGCAGACAGAGUGUGGUCAUCGAUUUUGUAAAUUUUGCAUUGAACGUUGGCUCAGUGAUGGGAAAAAAAAAUGUCCAAUUGACAAUGAAGAUCUAACAGUCGGAAAGAUGUUUCCAGAUAAUUUUGCAAAGCGAGAAAUUCUCUCCAUGAAGGUGCGCUGUCCAAAUAGAAAGAUGGGAUGUAAUACUUGUGUGGAGUUGAAACAUGUUGAGGAACACACAGAAAGUUGUCCAUAUCAUUACCAGCCCUGCCCAAACAAUUGCCAAUCACUAGUGCUACGGAAAGAUCUGGAAGAACAUUUACAGUCAGAAUGUUGUAAACGUAACUUUAUUUGCUCAUUCUGCAAAGAGACAAUGCUGUUUGAAUUGUAUGGGGAUCACGAGAUAAUUUGUCCAGCACGGAUGGUUCCUUGUGAUCUUUGUAAAGAAGACGUCAUGAGAGAGAAGAUUGUUGAGCAUGUGGCAACGACUUGCCCUCAUGCAACUGUCAAGUGUUGCUUCUUCCUUUUGGGAUGUCAUAAAGAAAUUAAACGAGAAAAGAUGGAGAAGCACAUGAAAUCAAAUGUACAGAAACACUUGCAAUUGAUGUGUUGUGCUUUUGGGGAGUGGGAUGACGUUCUUACCUGGCCAUUCCGAGGCAAGAUUGUACUGUCCGUCCUUGACCAGAAUCCUGUAGCUGACCAACGACAGCAUGCUGUUGAAACUUUGGUCUCUAAGCCGAUGUUAGCUGCUUUUCAAAGACCAACAACACAUCGUAACCACAAAGGGUUUGGUUAUAUGGAAUAUGUUCCUUUGGAAGUUUUGGACAAUUCAACUUAUGUUGUAAAUGAUACUCUAAUAUUAAAAGCCCAAGUCUUUCCAGAAGUUUAA